This is a messenger RNA of Ostertagia ostertagi, 858 nucleotides long. The record is from the annotation of a GenBank genome assembly. Lineage: Eukaryota; Metazoa; Nematoda; Chromadorea; Rhabditida; Trichostrongylidae.
AUGUAUUUGAAAGCAGUACAAUUUGAGAAUAGCACUGUUUUUAGGGACACUGUAGUGAAAACGUUUUCUUCUAUUGAGCGUGAGGACUUCGCUAACUACCGACCAAUAAGUCUUCUCUCGGUGAUUUACAAAACAUUCACGAAAAUACUGCUUAAUCGCAUGGAAAGAACUUUGGAUGAAUACCAGCCAGUGGAGCAAACUGGAUUCAGAAAGAACUUUUCAUGCAUGGACAACAUACAAGCAGUCACCCAGCUCAUCGAGAGAAAGGCAUUCGACUCAGUGGAGAUCAACGCUGUCCUGAAUGCCCUCACGCAGGCUGGAGUUCUCCCUGCAUAUAUCCAUUUACUCGAGCAGUGUUUUUCGAACACAUCAACAACUAUACAGCUGUUCGACCAGAUGAUCAACGAACUCAAUGUGGAGGGUCUGAAGAUUGGAUUGGAAAUGAAUAUGUCCAAAACGCAAAUGAUGGUGAACCAGUGGAGUGAUAUGGGAGAAGUAAAAUUGGCAGGAAUAGCUCUACAAAGAGUGGAAUCCUACGUAUAUCUGGGAAAAGAGCUGAACAUGACAAACAACAUCGUUUCUGAAAUACACCGCAGAAAACGAGCAGCAUGGACAGCUUUCGGAUCGAUUCGCGAAGUAACAGAUCAAGUAAAUGACCCGGAGUUGAAAGCCUGCAUAUUCAACACUUCAGUAUUGCCAGCAAUGUACUUCGCGACCAGAAUCAACGCUGUCCUGAAUGCCCUCACGCAGGCUGGAGUUCUCCCUGCAUAUAUCCAUUUACUCGAGCAGUGUUUUUCGAACACAUCAACAACUAUACAGCUGUUCGACCGUAAGUUGAAGAUCCCAAUCGAAAAAGGA